This is a messenger RNA of Strongylocentrotus purpuratus (purple sea urchin), 1550 nucleotides long. RefSeq lists its product as uncharacterized. The transcript is spliced from 6 exons. The coding region runs from base 161 to 1162 and encodes 333 amino acids. The record is from RefSeq and is a predicted model, not a curated record. NCBI's taxonomy places the organism in Eukaryota, Metazoa, Echinodermata, Echinoidea, Camarodonta, Strongylocentrotidae.
UGUUUACAUCUGGCAGCUGGUCGAUGGCGAUCGUUACGAUUUCUUUGUUCUGAGAAGAUUCGAAUUGGGCUUUGCACCACUUUUUAAGCGUCGAUGUUCAUGGGAUCGGGAUGAUUUAACACAUUUCAAACUCAUUUUACUUUUUUGUUCACAAUCCGUCAUGUUUAAUCUCACCAGUCGUCUAGUUCAAGCCAGAGAGGCCUGCAACCCAGCCUCUCAUCUCGAGGAUGAGAUGGUCAAAGCAGGACGAGAUGCAGAGGAGAAUCUCAUGAAAGAUCUAGUCCAUAAAGCUGGCGUUCCCUCUUCAUACAUCUACCAAGGGCUUAGAGUUCCUGAUACAUUCCAGACAAGACGACAUGAAAUAGAUGUCGUCAUUUUGACAGAGUAUGGAAUCUACUGCAUAGAGGUCAAGAACUGGUCAGGGAAGAUCUCACUGAGCACAGAUGGCAAGUCCUGGGUUCAACAGAGACAUGUCAAAGACUCCAACACAAAGUCCAGCGUGACUUACGAUGCAUCACACAGUAACGUCUUGAAUGAACUCAAAUCUAAGACGCAGUUACUCAGGAACCAUCUCCUGAGGCAUGAAGCUUGCCUCGCAGAAAAGUUCUUCUUCUCAAGAGUAGUCCUGGUGAAUCCCAAGACGGAGCUGGAUAAUUCAUUGUGGAAAGAGAAAGAGAUUGUGACUUUUGAUAGGUAUCCAUUGUUCCUGGACUCGUUGAAGAGGAGCUAUACCGGCAAGGUGGCCAGUUCAAUCGUCCCUUCCUUUAUCACAGGUCAGUUAUCUUACAGUGCAAUGGAAUCAGCCAGGCAUGCGUUGGACCAGAUAGGAACAUGGGAUGUGGUACAUUUGAAUGGAGGAAAACAAAUCAUUGGUGACUAUAAAGGAAACAAGGACCUAAUACUGAACAGGAAGACGGCAUGUAGGAUGGAAUUCAAACACCAACGUAGCUCAGUUCUUGGAUCUCUGUGGGCAGUCAUGGGAUUCACUCCUCAGGUGGUAGUGACAAUCUACAAGCGUGGAGGAGACGGCUGGCUAUGGAAUGCCACCUGUGCACAGGUCAGUGUGUCGUAUGAUGCAGAAAUCUCAUUCAGACCUGCUGGAGAAGAGGUUGAUGCUAAGAUACAAGCCAACGACAUUGAAAGUAUUAUCUUGAGCACGUAACUACACACUGGUUAAGAGGUUGCUGCUAACAUCCAAGCUAAGGACAUUGAAAGUAUCAUCUUGAGCACGUAACCUGUACAUGCCGGUGAAGAGGGUAUACUGCUUAUGUCCAAUUCAAGCUAAGGAUAUUGAAAGUAUCAGUAGUCAUCGCAUUGCACUCCUACGGUUUCAUCGUUGUUUAUUGAGAAUUGUGAUUGAAGAGAAUAUUGGAUUAUGACUAGCAUUAUUUCAAUAUUGUUACACACACACACACACACACACACUUGUUUUUUUUUCUCUCUCUUUUUUGUAUGUAUUAACAUUAUUUGAUGUACAUGUAUGUCCUACUAAAUGCUGCCAAAGUAUACAUUGAAUUUUUCAGAUAUUAAUACUAUUCUCCUAAGUCCUA